UGGCAAUCGCUCCUGACAAGCAAUUGGAAUGGCGUCGAAGGCUUUCUGUGAUGAUUGCAGCCUCACGAGACAGGUCGGUGUUUCCCUAGUUUUUACCGAUAAUACGUCAUGUUAGUGUGGCUAUACUUUGUUCAGACACCUUUGUCGUAACUUUAAGCGGAGAAUGGCUGGUUCUUCUUUCCCGAAGUUCGUUAGCGAGCAAGCAAUAACUGGCAACCCGUUACUCUGUAAACGACUAUUCAGACAACACAUCAGCAAAGCGAAAAGUCUGCACAGCCGAAAUCUUGUAGGCCACUAUGGCUGUGUGAAUGCCAUAGAAUUCAGCAACAAUGGUGGACACUUGCUUGCUUCAGGUGGAGAUGACAGGCGUGUCCUACUCUGGAAUGUCCAGGAAGCACUGUCAUUGGACAAGAAGUUUGAGGUGAUGGUCGGGGAGCAUCAUUCCAACAUCUUUUCGCUGGCGUUUGACAGUCAAAAUAGCAGGAUAUACUCCGGAGGAAAUGAUGAUCAAGUUUUGGUCCAUGAUAUUCACAGGAAGGACACAUUGGAUGUAUUUCUUCAUGAAGAUGCCGUGUAUGGCCUUGCAGUUGAUCCAAGGGACAGCCAUAUCUUCACAAGUGCUUGUGCGGAUGGACGGGUCUUGCUGUGGGAUACAAGGGUUCCCAGCCACCAAGAACCAAUUGUGAUAGCCAGCUCCGAAACAGCUUUCUACGCUGUCGUAUAUCACCCCGUGGAACCCGAGUUCAUAGCUACGGCAAAUUCCAAAGAAGGAGUGGCACUCUGGGACUUACGAGUUCCUAAGAGCUGCCUCGUUCGCUAUGGUAGUACAUACACCCAACAGAGUGCUAUGAGCGUACGCUUCAACCAGCUGGGAACCAGACUAGUAGCACUACGCAGACGACUACCCCCUGUGGUGUACAACGUGCACAGUAGUGCUGCUGCUGUUCAGUUCAACCAUUCCGGCUAUUACAAUUCCUGCACCAUGAAGAGUUGCACUUUUGCUGGAGAUAAAGAUCAGUAUGUUCUAUCUGGAUCAGACGACUUCAACCUCUACAUGUGGGAGGUCCCUGAACCAAGUGAAGACGUGAUGUGGGUUGAUGAAGCGAAGCUGGUACUGCAAGGUCAUCGUUCCAUUGUCAAUCAAGUACGAUUCAAUGCCUUCACACACAACAUUGUCUCGUCAGGUGUGGAAAAAAUCAUCAAGCUGUGGAGUCCAUUCACUUUGCCUAACAUCAGGCCUGAUGAAGAUUCACCCCGGAGGAUGUUCUCCCACCAGCAGUACAUAGAUCUUGUCAUCAACAGUGGCUCAGCCCUGUCCCACGAUUACUCGGACCAGUCAAUGGAGGAGGAUCCCCGCAUGAUCGCUUUCUUUGAUUCCCUGGUUCAGCGUGAAAUCAACCGAAGCUUCAGCGACUCUGACGACAGCGACAUGAGUCCGGAGAGUUUGUACCUGCACUUUGCUGGCGAGGGUGACGAUAGCGAGGACAGCAGGGACUCGGAGAGUGGAUCCUCCAUCUCAUCAAUGCAUGCCACAGUUUUGAGCAGGCUGUUGAGGGAAAACGCCGACCCCAGCCCAACAUCUCAGCUGAGGACGUUGUGGAAUCUCACCACUUCUCCCCGAGACCAAGCAGCUGCUAAUGGUACAAAUGCAGCUGCAGACAGGAGCGACAGUAACAGCACGCCAGGUGAGGAAUCAAACAUACCAAGAAGAGCAGCUGAGCAAGAUCGGAACAGUGCUUCCGUGGAUGAGGUUGCUGGCUGUUCAAGACAUGACGAGUCAGUGGAAAAUGGCACUGCCAAGAGUAAUAAUCGGGACUCAGGGAAGACAGCAUCCUCCAAAAGGAAGCACAGCAGACACAGACCCAGCAGCUCCACAACCUCCCCAGAUCCGUCAAGUAGCGAUGAGGAUGUCAACUUUCAGGAGCUCAGGGCGAGGAGUCGACUCCUGCGACGAUUCCUGAUGAAGAAAAAGCGGAAAGGUGGAACAGAUGUGGACCGCAACCACCAAAGCUCAGAUCUGAUGCAUAAUGACCGAUUCAUCAACCUCAAGCAGCGGAUGGCCAUAUCCCGAGUGCUUAAGGGAAAGAUAGCCCGAUCAGAAGAUGGACUCAGUCGCCCUAGCACGAGAGAAGAAGACUUGAACCGCAUUACUGAGCACCUGCAGCAGAGGAGUAUGGCAUCCCACCAACGACUGGCAAUCAGCCGCAUGAGGCGUAGACUGCAACAGGAAAACAGCCUUGGCAUCGGGAAUUCACUAGGCGAGAGUAGCCAGACAGCACAGGAAUCUGUUACAAAUAACAGCAUGCCAGAUCAAAAUUAUGCUUCAUGCAGUACAGCGCAAUGUGAUCAUCAUCAAAGAACUCCCAAUAAUGACAGUUCCUCUAAUACUCUAAUCCAACCGACAAAUGCUGCAACAUCUUCAUCAGUCAUUAGGCCCGAAUUCGCGCACAGUUUGCCCUCAUUUUGUGCCAGCAGCACCAACAAUGUGUUGUUCAAUAGCCAGUCAUCGUUGGGUCUUAACUCAACUGGGGACAGUUCGGUUCUAGCCGGGUGCAGCAGCAGAGUGUCAUUUUCAAAUCAUCAGUCAGUUGGUUGUUCAUCAGAUCCCGCCACUUGUCAAACUCCAAAUGAGCUUGAUCAACAGUAUGACAGCCACCACCGGAACGAAUUCCACAAGUUUAGAAAUCAGACAGCAAGAGCGAAAAGGCGGUACAGAUCGCACAAGGAGAAAAAAGCUGCAGAUGAUUCAGACACAGAUUAGCAGAGGCUUGUCAAACGUUCAUAGCAAUUUUAUGUUUUCGCUGUAAUAGGCAUGGACUGUUGAGUCUUGCUUUUUUAUAUUAUCUGGGGAAAAGUAACUAAGCCAUACUCUUAGUCCCUCACUAUGGGUGCUGAGUGAUAAACAUCCAGGAGGUGGGACCAGUCCAAACUUUGUUGUACUGUUAGGAGACAUGGGCAUUGCAAAUUUUAAGUGGGAAGUCAGUGGUGAGCCUACAGCUGACUGGUGGAUUUUGCCUGGUUAUUCACAGUGUGUUAAAUUUGUCCUAAACACCAGGUAAAAUUGACCUUAGGGGUCAACUAAUGUUUGGGGCACAGACAAAACUAUAUGUAACGUCUGUGGCUAAUCAGUCACACACAAUCAAUUUUCCCAUUUCAGAAGAGCAGGCGAGCCUUUUUAGAGCUUUGGUUUAGAAUAACUGUAGAUAUAUACACAUUUUGUUUUUGGGUUCUGCCUGAUUAAGAUAAUCCCAUUAAAAAUCAUACCAUGAAGCCUUCAAGCCCCUACCCGGAAUGUGUCGAAUUUCCAUGAAGUACGCAAAUUAUUAGACACUGAUACUAAUCAUUCUUUAGACAGGAGGGGGGCACAGGUGCCAUGCUUACCCCCUAAAGGGGCCCAAACCAGGGUUUUUUAAUACAUUUAUAAUGAGGAGAUGGUGAUUUCAUGGGAUAUUUUGCCUUCUUCCGCAAUUGUACAUUCUUCUAUAUACAUGUAUGCAAAAACUAUUGGGCAUCCAUAUUAAGUUAAACGCAUUAAAUAGUAAACUUUUGUUAACAUUUCAAACUAUCCAUUCUUUCAUGGACAACUGAGGGGACUGUCGCUGUGAUUUCAUCUUGUGGCAGGUUUUUCUUUUCAUACUGUGAACCAAUACUUUACUCACAAGUUAAGAUUUCAGAGAAAGGGUUCAUUGCUUGUUUAUUACUAGUGAUCUACAAACACUAAAGUACCAAAGAAGAGGAAAUUGAGAAAUCUAGAAAGGAGUUUUCAUGCACAAACCAGUGUUACAUUGCAGUUUUCCUCUUUGGAUGACAUCACAGUUGCUCAUGAAUUUGAAAAUCAUUGGCAUACAAAAGAUCCUUUGAAACAGUGAAACAGGAAUUGAAAAUGAGGGUUUACUUUUCUCACAAGAGUGCAUAUUUGAGGUUUGCAUUGUAACAAAAUCAAUUGCAGCUACCCUGUGAGGUUCCCCCCCCCAAAGACACUGGAUCUGCUCCCUCCCCCGCCCGAAUGGUACCAGAUCCCCCCCCCCCCCGUAAAGAUACUGGUUCUGCCCUUGGUACCUGUCAUUGUGCAUUUGGCUCCAGCACACACUCAUUUUAUACGUGAACAAUUUUUAUGGUAUACAUGUACAUGUAUGUGCAAUGUGCAUCUACACAGGACCAUAUGGAGUUUUGCUGUAAGAAUUUUUCAAGUAAAUGCAUCGUUUUCUUAAAUUCAGCAAUUCUGUGGUGUAACUUAUCUGCAUCUUUUCUUCAUAGCGUCCUGUAGGAAAACCAAACCCAUUGCGCAUGUGACUCUUGUGUCCGUUGUUACCUCUUUACUGUCAGCGUGAAAUUGGGGGGAAAAAGUUUUAUUAGAAUCAAAGGCCUCUUCACAGUGAAACUCAACGGCUUGUAUUCUAGCAUAUUUAAUUUAUAUUUGUUUUAAAUAAUGUCUACUUGUAUGGUAAGUUCCUUUUGAAAUUUUUGAAACUAUAUACAUUGGGUGCCCACAAUUGUGGUUUUAAUUCACGUGUAAUGAAAUGACAAAUACAUGUAAUACUAUAAAUGAUAUAAUUAUGUAGUAAAAAGCUACGUCUACAUACACUGUACACGUAACGUGUAGUAGCUGUCCAACUGUUUCGUUUGAUAUCAAAUGAAUUUGGUGAUGUUGGUACUUUAAUUUUCCGGUUUAUCACCCUGUUUAUAGUAUAGUGCUUUACACGGUAUCCCUAAAUGCUGAGUCCUUUUACUCUGACCUCUUUGCUGAUAAUACAGAGAUAGUCUCAAGGGUGGAUGAGGGUAGCAGUGGAGGUCAUCCCCUCAAAAGAAACAAAAGUAAAUAAAUGAUUAAGAUAAAACUUAA
Molecule: messenger RNA, 4843 nt
Organism: Acanthaster planci (crown-of-thorns starfish)
Lineage: Eukaryota; Metazoa; Echinodermata; Asteroidea; Valvatida; Acanthasteridae
Gene: dcaf5
Product: DDB1 and CUL4 associated factor 5
Biological process (GO): negative regulation of fatty acid biosynthetic process
Cellular component (GO): Cul4-RING E3 ubiquitin ligase complex; cytoplasm
Molecular function (GO): protein binding
Source: RefSeq, a predicted model, not a curated record